CAAUGUGGUCUUGCCUUAGAGGCACAUAGCGGAACUUUGCAUUUGGUACACCAUAAAUUGCUUUGUGGAGGAUGGUCACCAUCUAAUAAGCGUGUUAAGGGUAGUUCAAAAUUUUUAUUUACGACGAUUCGUUUUCCCUUUGAUAGAGCUUGA
This is a messenger RNA of Dentiscutata erythropus, 153 nucleotides long. The record is from the annotation of a GenBank genome assembly. Lineage: Eukaryota; Fungi; Glomeromycota; Glomeromycetes; Diversisporales; Gigasporaceae.